Molecule: messenger RNA, 754 nt
Organism: Belonocnema kinseyi
Lineage: Eukaryota; Metazoa; Arthropoda; Insecta; Hymenoptera; Cynipidae
Product: protein FAM32A-like
Exons: 3
Coding region: 28-378 (116 amino acids)
Cellular component (GO): nucleolus
Source: RefSeq, a predicted model, not a curated record
CGGUUAUCACUUUACAGUCUUAAAACAAUGUCUUCCACUGAAGAUGAUCCCUACGAAAGUGUUUCAAAAGGUCCCCUAAAAUUAAAAGGAGUGGAAACCAUCAGCAAAAAGAAAAAGAAGAAGGAGAAGGAAAAAAAGAAGCUGGGGGAAGUGACUAAAAUUAUUGAAGACGAGAAGCCUGACGAGGCAGCUGGCAGCUCCACUCUCAAGCUAACAAAGGCUCAACUGGCUUUCAAGAAAAUGCAGGAAAAGACGGUAACCGAGCGAAUCAAACAGAAAGCAUCUUUAACGCAUAAACAAAGAGUUGAAGAAUUCAACCGGCAUUUAGAUAGUUUGACAGAGCACUUCGACAUUCCCAAAGUCAGCUGGACGAAAUGAAAUCGAAGUUUUGACAAGUCGGUGGAUACUUGUUACAUAAUUUUAUUAAAGUUUACUGUAGUAUUAAGUAUUAGGAAUAAUAUUGAGAUCAUAGAAUAUAAUUCAUUAUAUUAUAUUGCCCUUAAAAAUGUGUAUAAUGUUAGGAAUAAGGAUUUUAAUAUUUUUUUUAGAUUUAGAUUUGAUGUUAGAAUUUUAGCUCAUGAUUUAUUAUUCUUGUGACGUCUAUAACUAAAUAUUCUUAAGGGCCGUUUAAACUUAAAAAUAUAGAUAAAAUUUGCGUAAGUUUCUUUUAUUUUAUUUUGAUGGAACUUUAAAUUAUACACAGUUUAUUGAAUGGUACAUAUAUAUUAAAAUAAAACAAUUUCUAUUCCUCAAA